Ctenocephalides felis (cat flea) is the source of this 1107-nucleotide messenger RNA. Its product is annotated as UBX domain-containing protein 1-B-like. The transcript is spliced from 5 exons. Gene Ontology annotation, molecular function: protein binding. NCBI's taxonomy places the organism in Eukaryota, Metazoa, Arthropoda, Insecta, Siphonaptera, Pulicidae. Bases 112 to 1044 code for a protein of 310 amino acids. The record is from RefSeq and is a predicted model, not a curated record.
UAAACAUAAUAGUUUUUCUAUCAAGUUGUCAUCAUUUGUAGAUCUCAGAAUCCUCUUGUCAUUUUGAGUUAAAAUCUAAUCUGACAACAAAAUAUAAUUUAUAUAUCAAAAAUGUCUGAAGAUUUAAAAACAUUAAUGGACAUGGGUUUCUCCAAGCUCAAAGCAGAAAAGGCUCUUGCUGUAACCAAUUACAAAGGCAUUGAACCUGCAAUGGAUUGGUUAUUGGCUCAUGCUGAUGAUCCUGAGCCAGAAGAAAGUACAGAAGAACACAAACCUCCAGAAGAUACAAUUGAAUCGGCAACCUCAAACAGUGCUGAAGAAGCACAAUCACUUAAAUGUGAAGAAUGUGGUAAACUAUUCAAAACUCACUCUGAAGUUGAAUACCACGCAGCAAAAUCUGGCCACAGUCAGUUUGCUGAAUCAACAGAAAUUAAAAAACCACUUACGGAAGAAGAAAAAAAGGAGCAACUCAUGAAACUAGAAGAGCGUUUAAAACAAAAACGUAAAGAGCGAGAAGAAAAAGAGAAGGUGGAACAGCUUGAGCGGGAAAGAUUAAGAAUUAAAUCAGGAAAGGAUAUGCUCGAAGCCAAGAAAAAACUUGAAGAUAUGGAAAUUAUGAAAUUAGUUGCUGAAAGAAAACGAGAAAAAGAAGAAGAUAAAAAAGCUAGAGAAAGAGUUAAAGCUCAAAUAGAAGCUGAUAAGGCUGCUAGAAGAGCAAAAGCAGCUGGUGUUGCAGAACCCGCACCUCCAAUUCAACCAGUUCAAACAAUUCAGCCAACAGUAUCAAGAGAUUAUUCUUCUGCUAAGCUUCAAAUACGAAUGCCUGACGGUUCUGCAUUUACACAAUCAUUCGGUGCAAAGGAACAACUUUCUGCUGUUCGUUUGUUUGUUCAAAUGAAAAAUUACUUUGGAGCAGAUCAACCAUUUACCUUAAUGACUAACUUUCCUAAAAAAAUAUUCACAGAAGAUGAUUAUGAAAAACCUUUAGACUCAUUAGGACUAGUACCAACAGCUGUUGUCAUUGUAACAAAAGGUGGUGCGUAGGAUUUGUGAUGAAUAUAUUUUUAAAAGAUAAAUGGUGUAUGAAAAAUAUUUGAAUGAAAGAAU